AUGGACACAAACAACGACAAUGCUGCUAGCGUCAGCAGCGGUGGAGGCGGUAGUGGCUCCGGUGGCGGUAACAACACCUUCGAGGACUUUGUUUCCCAGUUCAACGCGCGCGUCCAAAUACAGCAAAACCUCCAGCAGCAACUACAGUACCUCCCGCAGCCGGCAUCGUUCCAGUAUUUCGGCCUUACCUCCAACCUAACGCCAACCGCGGCCGAGUUUGUACCCCGUAAGUACCAAGCGGAACCUACCGGAAAUGUAGCACCACCGGAAGUAGCCGCACUAGAGUCCGCGAUGUAUCAUGCACCGGUGCCAACAUCGGCCAUUCCACCGUUUCCCAUUUCGACCGUGGAUGAUGACUACGACAGGGAUGAUGCACGAGCCGGUCCUUCCAGUCGGUACGGUGCCGGACGAAACGGAUCAGACCGUACGCGAAGAAACGAAAGCCUAAAGCCACGGAACGGUUGGCACUCGCGUGACGAUCGUACAGUGGGACGCGCCGGUAAAUGGAAAACCAACCAACAGACAGCCGGAAGUGGACGGCUGCGUGGUCACGCCGACGACGAUUACACCGAUGAAUACUCGUCCCGCAGCGGCGAUGGAUCAUCUCGACGAGCCGGAGGAUCGAGACAGUGGGGAAACCGCAACAUCACCACAGACGAUUCGGGUGCAGAAAAUGGACGGCCAAACGUCCCUGCGAAAGUGGAUAAGCGAUCCACAGCUGAUUAUCCUUCGUCCACACCGCUGUCGAAGUGCUCCCAGCGUGAGAAACUUAUGCGCGAAAUCGAAUGCUAUCGGCUGGAGUGUUUGGUGUGCUGCGAGAUCGUUAAACCGAUGCAAUCCACCUGGUCCUGCGCGAAUUGCUACCACAUACUGCAUCUUGGGUGCGUAACGCGUUGGGCGACGAGUUCCCAGGCGGAAGACGGAUCCGGUUGGCGCUGUCCCGCUUGCCAGAACGUCACGAAGAAGAUCCCGCGCGAGUACUUCUGUUUCUGUGGAAAGCAAAAGAACCCCACGUACAAUCGUGACGAUCUGGCGCACUCGUGCGGGGAAACUUGCGAGCGUCGCGAUUUCUGUGACCAUGCCUGCACGCUUCUCUGUCAUCCGGGUCCUUGUCCACCAUGUCAGGCUUCGGUGCAACGACGUUGCGGUUGCGGACGUCUCGAGAAGCUGGUCCAAUGUUGCUUGAAAGAGGAUCUGCUGUGUGGGGCCACUUGUGAUAAACCGCUCAACUGCGUGCUUCAUCACUGUGGCAAGCAGUGCCACGCCGGAAGCUGUGAGACUUGUGCCGAGCAGGUUCAACACAAUUGUCACUGCGGAAAGGACGAACGCAUGGUGGCGUGUAGCGUGGAACACCUCGAGAAAACCAGCUACGGAUGUGGGAAACCCUGCGAACGUCCGCUUGCCUGCGGUAACCACCAAUGCCAGCGUUUAUGCCACGAAGGCGAAUGCGAUCCGUGUGCCGAUGCACCCGAGCGUGUCCUCAGCUGUCCGUGUGGUCGUCAGGCAAUCGAACGCGAUAGCCGUACGUCCUGUCUGGAUCCGAUUCCGACCUGUUCGGGUAACUGCGGCCGGAAGCUGAAAUGUGGCCCACCCGGUGCGAAUCAUUGCUGUGAGGUUCCUUGCCACCGGGGUGACUGCCCACCCUGCAAGAAAUCCACCACCGUCAAGUGCCGUUGUGGCAGCAUGGAUCAACCGAUGAAGUGCAAGGACCUCACGACACGUGCUGAUGACGCACGGUGCAAGAAACGGUGCGUACGACGGCGCAGCUGCGCCAAGCACAAAUGCAAUCAGCUGUGCUGUAUAGAUUUCGAUCACAUCUGCCCGAAAACGUGCUCGUUGCCACUUUCCUGCGGCCGGCACCGUUGUGAUAAGCCCUGCCACAAGGGCAACUGCCAGCCGUGUCACCGCGUGUCCUUCGACGAGCUGACGUGUGAUUGUGGCGCAAGUAUCAUCUACCCGCCGGUGCCUUGUGGCACAAAGAAACCACCCUGCGAUAGACCAUGCAGUCGGCGGCAUUCGUGUGACCAUGCGGCCCUACACAAUUGCCACGCGGAACCGGAAUGUCCUCCGUGUGUCGUCCUCACGAGCAAAUACUGUCAUGGACGACAUGAACAGCGCAAAACCAUCCCGUGCUAUCAGGAUUCGUUCAGCUGCGGUAUGCCAUGCACCCGACCACUUCCUUGUGGCCGGCACAAGUGCAUCCGGGCGUGUCACGAAGGCGAAUGCAUGCUGGAGGGUGCCGUUUGUAAGCAAAACUGCACGACCGCCCGGGAAACGUGUUCGCAUCCGUGUAAUGCACCGUGUCACGAAGGCGCCUGUCCCGAGGUGGCCUGCCGAAUCAUCGUGGAGGUGACGUGUGAAUGCGGACACCGAAAGCAGCAACGGACAUGUCACGAUUUCUCCAAAGAGUACCGUCGGAUCGCAUCGGCUCAGCUAGCUUCGUCGGUGCAGGAAAUGCAACGGGGCGGUUCCGUCGAACUGAGCGACAUUUUGGGACCGGUGCGACCGAAAAGCAACAAAACCUUGGAGUGUAACGAAGAGUGUCGAAUGCUCGAGCGUAACCGCCGAUUGGCAAUAGCGCUGCAGAUCCGUAACCCAGAUCUACCAUCAAAACUGCAACCGAACUAUUCGGAAACGCUUCGAGCCUACGCGAAGAAAGACCCGGCCUUGGUGCAGAUGAUUCACGAGAAAUUGACCGAGCUGGUGAAGCUGGCGAAGGAAAGCAAGCAGAAAUCACGCUCCUACUCCUUCCCGGUGAUGAAUCGUGAGAAGCGCUCCAUCGUGCAAGAGAUGUGUCACAUGUUUGGGGUCGAAUCGGUGGCCUAUGAUGCUGAACCGAACCGGAACAUCGUCGCAACGGCGGAUCGUGCUACGUCGUGGCUACCAAGCAUGAGCCUAAUGGAGGUGCUGCAACGAGAGAGCGGCCAACGGCGGAUUGUCGUACCGAGCAUGAAUGCCUGGGGAAAGCCAAGCUACGCGAGCACUACCAACAUGAGCAGCAAGUAAUGAGGCCCAAUCACCUCGUUGUAUCGACGAACAAACAACCCCAUUUCCGCUAGGGACUUGAAGCAAUGGCCUAAUUUUCUUCCUUUACAAAGUAGCAGCAACGCAAUCGGGGAAGGUGAAUCAUUUUCGGUUUCUUCAUUUCUCACUGGUCUACAACUACAUUUCGAUUGUAAUAAACUAAACGAGUCCAAAGAC
Messenger RNA from Anopheles nili, 3201 nucleotides. It is a transcript of the gene stc, whose product is annotated as protein shuttle craft. The record is from RefSeq and is a predicted model, not a curated record. The coding region runs from base 1 to 3006 and encodes 1001 amino acids. Gene Ontology annotation, cellular component: nucleus. Lineage: Eukaryota; Metazoa; Arthropoda; Insecta; Diptera; Culicidae. The transcript has 3 exons. Gene Ontology annotation, biological process: negative regulation of transcription by RNA polymerase II. Gene Ontology annotation, molecular function: zinc ion binding; RNA polymerase II transcription regulatory region sequence-specific DNA binding; DNA-binding transcription factor activity, RNA polymerase II-specific.